AUGUGUUAUUAUUGGGGGGUUUGGAACAGUAAAAAGAAGAAGAAGAAAAAAGAGAAAGAGGAAGGCGAUCGGAGAAAGGAGAGAGAGAGAGCGCGGCAACCGUGCCAGACCAUGGAAGAACUUACAGCGUUUGUCUCCAAGUCUUUUGAUCAGAAAGUGAAGGAGAAGAAGGAGGCGAUCACGUACAGAGAGGUCCUGGAGAGCGGACCCGUCCGGAGCAGCAAAGAGCCGGGAGGAGGCAACGAAUCGAGCCGGGAGGACGGCUGCAGCCCCGCAGUGAGAGCUGCGGGAGGAGGCGGCGGCGGCGGAGUAGGAGGAGGUGGAGGAGGAGGAGGUGGAGGAGGAGGAGGUGGAGGAGGAGGUGGAGGAGGAGGAGGAGGAGGAGGAGGAGGGCGGUCUCCCGUUCGGGAACUGGACAUGGGCGCCGCUGAGAGAACCAGAGACUCGGGCAGUCCCAAACUCGCAGAGGUCUCCUCCGAGCUGAAGGACCGUAAGGAGGAUGCAAAAGUGAUGGAGGACGAAGGACAGACCAAAAUCAAGCAGAGGCGAAGUCGGACCAAUUUCACCUUGGAGCAGCUGAACGAGCUGGAAAGACUCUUCGAUGAAACUCACUACCCGGACGCCUUCAUGAGGGAAGAGCUGAGCCAGAGGCUGGGGCUCUCCGAGGCCCGAGUACAGGUUUGGUUUCAAAAUCGAAGAGCUAAAUGUAGAAAACAAGAAAAUCAACUACAUAAAGGCGUGCUAAUAGGAGCAGCAAGCCAGUUUGAAGCUUGUAGAGUCGCACCAUAUGUCAACGUAGGUGCACUGAGGAUGCCAUUUCAGCAGGAUAGUCAUUGCAACGUGACGCCCUUGUCCUUUCAGGUUCAGGCUCAGCUGCAGCUGGACAGCGCCGUGGCAGCGCACGCGCACCACCACCUCCACCCGCACCUGGCGGCCCACGCCCCUUAUAUGAUGUUUCCCGCGCCGCCCUUUGGCCUCCCGCUGGCCACGUUGGCCGCCGAGUCAGCCUCGGCCGCUUCUGUGGUGGCGGCCGCCGCAGCGGCCAAGACCACCAGCAAGAACUCCAGCAUCGCAGACCUCAGACUAAAAGCCAAAAAGCACGCGGCGGCCCUGGGGCUGUGA
Messenger RNA from Trichosurus vulpecula (common brushtail), 1122 nucleotides. RefSeq names its product short stature homeobox 2 (gene SHOX2). Gene Ontology annotation, molecular function: sequence-specific double-stranded DNA binding; DNA-binding transcription factor activity, RNA polymerase II-specific. The record is from RefSeq and is a predicted model, not a curated record. Gene Ontology annotation, biological process: regulation of transcription by RNA polymerase II. Bases 1 to 1122 code for a protein of 373 amino acids. Gene Ontology annotation, cellular component: nucleus. NCBI's taxonomy places the organism in Eukaryota, Metazoa, Chordata, Mammalia, Diprotodontia, Phalangeridae. The transcript is spliced from 5 exons.